Molecule: messenger RNA, 1422 nt
Organism: Propithecus coquereli (Coquerel's sifaka)
Lineage: Eukaryota; Metazoa; Chordata; Mammalia; Primates; Indriidae
Gene: AKR1A1
Product: aldo-keto reductase family 1, member A1 (aldehyde reductase)
Exons: 10
Coding region: 353-1330 (325 amino acids)
Biological process (GO): aldehyde catabolic process
Cellular component (GO): cytosol
Molecular function (GO): aldose reductase (NADPH) activity
Source: RefSeq, a predicted model, not a curated record
CCACGUGGCCCGCGGCACAAGCCGCGUUGCGCCCGCGAGUUUUCCAAACUCACGCUGUGGAGUGAAUGUCCAAGCGCCUGCCUUUCUGGCGUCCACCACCUAGUGGAGGGGAGGGGGCGGUACCGCCUCCCAGCUCGGGCUUCCAUCCCCUUCCGCUCCUUCCUGAGGAGGCGGGGGACGGGGGUCCGCCUUGCGCGUGAUCCGUGAUGCCUGGCCCCUGCCCCUCCUCCUGGGUGGAGCUUCCUCAUCACCGCCAGACUUAAGCUGAGGCCCAUUGGAUCUCUGGCAGGGUGCGGAACUGAGCCCAGCUCACGCUAUCGUGCUCACGCUCUGUGCUUUUGCCAAGGGGGCAAUGGCGGCUUCCUGUGUUGUCCUGCACACUGGGCAGAAGAUGCCUCUGAUUGGUCUGGGUACCUGGAAGAGUGAGCCUGGCCAGGUAAAAGCCGCUGUGAAGUAUGCCCUCAGUGCAGGCUACCGCCACAUUGACUGUGCUGCUAUCUACGGCAAUGAGACUGAAAUUGGGGAGGCCCUGAAGGAGGACGUGGGACCGGGCAAGGCAGUGCCUCGGGAGGAGCUGUUUGUGACAUCCAAGCUGUGGAACACCAAGCACCACCCUGAGGAUGUGGAGCCUGCCUUCCGGAAGACACUGGCUGACCUCCAGCUGGAGUAUCUGGACCUGUACCUGAUGCACUGGCCUUAUGCCUUUGAGCGGGGAGACAACCCCUUCCCCAAGAAUGCUGAUGGGACCAUCCGCUAUGACUCAACCCACUACAAGGAGACCUGGAAGGCUCUGGAGGCACUGGUGGCUAAGGGGCUGAUACGGGCACUGGGCCUGUCCAACUUCAACAGUAGGCAGAUUGACGACAUACUCAGUGUAGCCUCUGUGCGCCCAGCUGUCUUGCAGGUGGAAUGCCACCCAUACUUGGCUCAGAAUGAGCUAAUUGCCCACUGCCAAGCACGCGGCCUGGAGGUGACCGCUUACAGCCCUUUGGGCUCCCCUGAUCGUGCUUGGCGUGAUCCUGGUGAGCCUGUCCUGCUUGAGGAACCAGUGGUCCUGGCACUGGCUGAGAAGUAUGGCCGAUCUCCAGCUCAGAUCUUGCUCAGGUGGCAGGUCCAGCGGAAAGUGAUUUGCAUCCCCAAGAGUAUCACUCCCUCUCGUAUCCUUCAGAACAUCCAGGUGUUUGACUUUACCUUUAGCCCAGAAGAGAUGAAGCAGCUGGAUGCCCUGAACAAAAAUUGGCGAUAUAUUGUGCCCAUGCUUACGGUGGAUGGGAAGAGGGUCCCAAGGGAUGCAGGGCACCCUCUGUACCCUUUUAAUGACCCGUACUGAGACCACAGCUUCCUAGUUUCCCUUCCAGCUCUCCAGCGAUGAGGUCCUGCCACCCCAGAAAGAGGGAGUUAAUAAAGUCAUUGGAAUAUCAA